Messenger RNA from Pungitius pungitius (ninespine stickleback), 2770 nucleotides. It is a transcript of the gene slc38a12, whose product is annotated as transmembrane protein 104. The coding region runs from base 294 to 1775 and encodes 493 amino acids. NCBI's taxonomy places the organism in Eukaryota, Metazoa, Chordata, Actinopteri, Perciformes, Gasterosteidae. The transcript has 10 exons. The record is from RefSeq and is a predicted model, not a curated record.
GCGUCUUUUAUUAGCGUCAGCUUGAUGUGUGUGUUUUGCGGGGAGCGGGUCAGCUGGUUUGGAGUUCACUGCUUCACUCAUCCAAGUGUUAGAGACUCGGCAGCUGUGUUUUCCUCCAAACCGACAAUCCCUCCGACGACUGGGCACCGGGUCGGCUCACGGUAGCCCCCCCCCCCCCCCCGGCGGCGCGCUCACUCAGCCCGCCAGCGAUCCACAUGACAGCCCUGAGCCUCCAGCUAGCGUUAGCAUAGCAGCUAAACGAGCGAGACGCACUGGGAAGAAGUGGCUUAAAGAUGGCGGGAGGAAUCACAGAGAGAGGGGAACCCUACUCCCCUUUUGUGGGGCUGGUCUACAUGUUCAACCUGAUCGUGGGAACAGGAGCUCUGACGAUGCCCAAAGCCUUCGCCACGGCCGGCUGGGCGGUCAGCAUCGCGCUCAUCUCCUUUUUAGGCUUCAUGAGCUACAUGACAACCACCUUCGUGAUCGAGGCCAUGGCGGCGGCCAACGCUCAGCUGCGCUGCAAGAGGAGGAAGCAGGAAGAGGUCGAGGACAGCGACUCCAGCUCGGAGGACUCUGGCGAUGACGCGGUGGUCCGAGGCCGACCGGAACCAGAGACCAAGCCCAUCUUGUCUCACCGGGAGAGUCAGAGGUCGGGGGGUCAGGUGGACCACUUUGAGAUCGUGGAGCGGGUGGAGAUGGGUCAAAUGGCCUCCAUGUUCUUCAACAAAGUCGGCGUCAACAUGUUCUACAUCUGCAUCAUCGUGUACCUGUACGGGGACAUGGCCAUCUACGCCGCCGCCGUGCCCAUCUCCCUGAUGGAGGUGGCCUGUGGAAACCACUCCUGCAGCGCCGGAAGUGUGAAGUACAACGACACCGACCCGUGCUGGGGCUCCGUGACCCGGAAGGACGCCUACCGGGUGUUUCUGAGCGUCUUCACUCUUCUCCUCGGUCCGUUCACCUUCUUCAACGCCCAGAAGACCAAGUACCUGCAGAUCCUCACCUCCCUGAUGCGCUGGAUCGCCUUCACCAUGAUGAUCGUCCUGGCUCUCCUCCGCAUCGGCAAAGGCGCCGGCGAGGGCCGCCCGCCGGUGGCCUCGCUCUCCGGCGUGCCCAACCUGUUCGGGGUGUGCGUGUACUCCUUCAUGUGCCAGCACUCGCUGCCCUCCCUGGUGACCCCCAUCUCGGAGAAGCGGCGGGUGGGGGCGCUGGUGCUGGCGGACUACGUCCUGAUCCUGGGCUUCUACGUGCUGCUGUCCUUCACCGCCAUCUUCUGCUUCGACAGCUCGCUGCUGCACGACAUGUACACGCUCAACUUCACCGACAACUGCCACGUGCUGGACGUGCCGGCGCUGCGCUACUUCCUGGGCCUCUUCCCGGUCUUCACCAUCAGCACCAACUUCCCCAUCAUCGCCGUCACGCUGCGCAACAACUGGAAGACCCUGUUCCACCGGGACGGGGGCACGUACCCCUGGGUGGUGGACCGGGUGGCCUUCCCGCUCAUCACCCUGGUGCCCCCCAUCGUGGUGGCCUUCUGCACCCACAACCUGGAGUCCCUGGUGGGCAUCACGGGGUCCUACGCCGGCACGGGGAUCCAGUACGUGGUGCCGGCCUGCCUGGUGCUCUGCUCGCGGCGCCACCUGCAGCCCGCCGCCGCCGCCAACAAGCACCGCUCGCCCUUUGGCCACGCCUUCUGGGUGUGGUUCGUGUUGGUGUGGGCCGCCUCGUGCCUCAUCUUCGUCACGGCCAACAUCAUCCUGACCGACGUCCAGAAAUAGGAGAUCCGAGGACUGUCAAAGGGACCAAUGAGUGAACGACCCGUUGGACACAAUGUGACCUUUAAAUGGUUAAUUAUCUAAUUCGUCCAAAGGGACCAAAUGUCGACACCGGAACACUAUUUAUAUUAACAGGACGCUUUGAAGGAUUUGCACAAAAACAACUUUUUACGAACGGUAAACUUGACAGGAAUUCGUAGAGAGCGUAACGCCAUCUGGCAUGUUGGACUUUUUCAAACCACGACCUACUUCUUAAAGGGCCAGUGCCGCCUAAUGGAGGGAGUGCUGAUAUUUAGUGCGUUUUCUUUUGUGUAUAAUCUCCUGAUUUCAGAUCAGUGGAGUGGGCGCCAUGUUUCUACAGGAGCCCUGAGGGGUCAAAGUUGACCUAAAUGUUUGUUAGACAUUGGUUUCUAUUUUAUACAGAAGCCUUUUUAUCAAAAGGGAAAAGAAAGAUGCAAACUGGUCACAGUAAUCUCCCUUUUGUCGUGUAUGAAAAGGGAAUUUAAACUGAGAAAGUCACUAUUUUAGAUUGAGGGCCUUGUUGGUUGUGGGCGGGGCUACCGUCCGUGUGGGCGGGGUCACUGUCAGUGUGGGCAGGGUCACUGUCUGUGCAUGCAGAGGUCCAUAAAAGUUAAUUAUAACGCCUCAUUUCCAUGCACACUUUGUGCCAUUGAGAAUAUAGACGAUAAUGAUUUAAUCUGAGUGAAUUAUUACUUUGUGAAAAUCUGCCUCUGAGGACCUCUGAGUCGUGCAUUGCACCUUUUUUAAUUUUAUUCAUUUUUCCAGUCAAACAUCUGCAUGUGAAACAUUUUAAAUGACAAUCAGUUUUUGUCUUUAUCUUUUUCGUUUUAACGUUUACAAUUUUUGACUGUUUACAAUAAUUUGUCCUUAUGAUUUGAUCCUUUAUUUUGAUAUUUACAGCUUUAAUGGAUGCUCUGUUUGAUUUCUAUUAUUCACAAAGGAAAUAAAAGGCUCUUAUUUGCCUGCAGACGCCUCGA